Molecule: messenger RNA, 597 nt
Organism: Soboliphyme baturini
Lineage: Eukaryota; Metazoa; Nematoda; Enoplea; Dioctophymatida; Soboliphymatidae
Source: the annotation of a GenBank genome assembly
AUGGGCAUAUUCGGAAAAGACCCAACGGUGAACACAAAGGAGAAAGUACGUGAAUGGACCGGCAAAAUCCGGACGGAGAUGCGAGGGGUCGAUCGCCAAAUUCGCGGCAUUCAGCGCGAAGAAGAAAAGGUGAAAAACGAAAUCAAGAAGGCAGCGAAGAAAGGCGACCGGGAUGUGUGCCGGGUGCUGGCCAUGGAAUUGGUCAGGUCGCACAAAGCUAUAUCUAAGAUGUACGAAAGCAAGGCACAAAUGAAUUCUAUCAUUCUGAACAUGAACAACCAACUGGCGACACUGCGAAUGGUCGGCUCAUUGCAGAAGAGUUCUGAGGAGAUGACUAAGGCGGGCAUCAUCGAGGAACUGAUUGACGAAACCGUUGCCUCCACCUCGCAAGAUUCAGAGGACAUGGAGGAGGAAAUGCAGCAGGAGGUGGACAAGAUUUUGCACGAGGUGCUCGCUGGUGAGAUGGAACGCGUGCCACAGCCCAUCACCGAAGAGCCUGUGUUGCCUCCAGCCGAGAUGGAGGCGGCGGAUGCAGGCAGCGAACCGGAAAAGGAAUUAGAGGUCAUGAAAGCCCGCUUGGAAGCUCUGCGAAGCUGA